This is a messenger RNA of Saxophila tyrrhenica, 2181 nucleotides long. RefSeq lists its product as uncharacterized. The record is from RefSeq and is a predicted model, not a curated record. Lineage: Eukaryota; Fungi; Ascomycota; Dothideomycetes; Mycosphaerellales; Extremaceae. The transcript has 2 exons. Bases 1 to 2181 code for a protein of 726 amino acids.
AUGGCGCAACAGCAGCCAGCAGUGGUCAUCAUUGCGAGACACGGCCUCCGCCUCGACGCAGCAGAUCCUUCGUGGCACCAUUCGACACCCGCACCUUACGAUCCUCCAUUGACAUACGGCGGCUGGACACAGUGUCGAGCGCUGGGCAAGCGCAUUGCCGGCUUACUAGAUGCACGAGAACAAGAAGCGGCCGAUGGCAAAGAGAAGUCUGCGAGACCACAUGGCGCAGAGUACAAGGACGGCAUCGACGGCGAGGAGCGGCCGCAGAAGAAGCGCAAGCUGAAGCAUAAGGUGGUGAUCCACUCCUCGCCUUUCCUACGAUGUCUACAGACCAGCGUGGCCAUUGCAGCUGGCAUGGCACAGUACAAGCCCAGCAUUGAAACCUCCGGCCGACCCAGGACAACCAGCAGAACCCACUCCGGCUCGCCACGUCUGAGACCGGUGGACAGACCUUCUUCUCCUCGGCUACCCGCGAUCGCAGAGCCUGACCUCGCGCAUGCUCUGGCGAAGAGAUCGCUGCAGCUACCGAAGCACCACCGGAAGUCGAUGCUGCGUGUUGAUGCGUUUCUGGGAGAAUGGCUGAACCCGGAGUACUACGAUCAAAUCAUGCCGCCACCACCGAGCCCGAUGAUGAUGACUACUGCGAAAGCGGAACUGAUGGAGAACGAGAAUGUGGAGAUCUUUUCGCCCACAGUCUCGCUGAAGACUGCGAACGGGACACUAUGGAGUGGCACCAAUGCCAAUGCCACAACAAACGGGAGCAGAGAAAGCACUCUGGAUGACUGGAGUCUGGUUGAGGACGCGGUACCGGCUUCGCCGUUAUCACCCGGAUCAAGACGUAGGGCUAGUCAGAGCAGUGUGGGGAGUAUCGACAGGCCGAAGUCACCUUUCAGGCCAGGCUCAGCUUUGCAGCCUCUGACUUCAACUCUACCGAAGCAGGAGGCUGCUAUCUAUCACCCGCCGCAACCACAAUAUGCAGUAUCUACCUCAGAUCGCAUACCACGAGGCUACGUCGCGCAUGCAAAGAACGCCUGCACAAACGUGGAUUACCAGUGGGACAGCAGCCGGGCACCUCAAAACUGGGGCGAUGGCGGUCAGUUCGGCGAAGAGUGGUCGUCGAUGCACAAGCGCUUCCGCCGUGGUCUGAACCAUCUCAUCAGCUGGUACAGCAAGCAAGAUGCAGAUGCCAGAGGAGAAGAUGCGCUUGGUGUGGACCAGGCAGAUCACCGGCCAAAGUCGCGAUCCACUGAUGACGAGGAGCAGGAAGACACAGUCGUCAUCAUGGUCACACAUGGCGCUGGCUGUAACGCUCUCAUAGGCGCCUUGACCGGUCAGCCGGUCUUGCUUGACGUGGGCAUGGCAUCUCUGACAAUGGCCGUGAGGAAGGAAGACGCGCCACCAAUAACCACUUUCGCCUCAUCAACAGCACCAAGUCCCCGCGGUUCUCCUACGCCUGAACAGAUGGCCCUCAACAACGCCACCCGCCGCACAAGCCUAGACCUCGGUCUCAGCUCCAUCUACGACCUCAAACUGGUUGCAUCCACCGAGCACCUUCGCCCUUCCGGUGCGUCACCUUCAAUGCGCCCGGUCGACGCCAACAAGCAAGCUUUCAUCGACAAUUACCGCCAGCGUCUAGGCGCACCAAACCCUUCGCGGAGCAACACUUCCUCCAUGCUCGGCAGUAUCCGUCGGCCGUCGGCUGUCAACAACAUCCCGCUUGCUGCUGGGUCGCGGGAUCGUAGUGCGAGCCUGACGCCUGCUGCAAAGGUCGAUUCACCGCCUUUGAGCACAGGACUGUGGACGCCGCCGGGUGCCCGGACCCCUACUGCACAGGCUCAAACUAUCAGGCCCGGACUCGGGACUGCAAAUAGCGACACCGCCGCCAUCAGGAACGGGAGUCUGAGCGAGGAGUUGAGACGGGAUACGCCAAACCCACCGAACGAGCUAGAUGUGCAGACAGGUGGAGUCAAUGAGUCGGCGCAGAGCUCGCGACCUGGAAGCAGACACGACGACGUCCUACCCGAGCUCCCACAGAUUCCGAGCCCUGCUGACAGCGUGCCGACGAGUCUGGCGCGGGGUUUGAGUCAGAGGGGGCUGUGGGGUGCGCAGCCGAGGGGUGCGAGGGUGGAGCGGGUUGGGAGGGAGGCGCCUAAGAGGCGCUGGACUGUUGAUCAGGAGUGA